This is a messenger RNA of Psylliodes chrysocephalus, 2371 nucleotides long. Lineage: Eukaryota; Metazoa; Arthropoda; Insecta; Coleoptera; Chrysomelidae. The record is from the annotation of a GenBank genome assembly.
AUCACCGAUGCAGUUUCCCUCGCCAAGUGGAUUCGCUACUUACUGCCGAAAUGUAUGGGGAUCGCCAAUUAUAUCUGGGGGUGCUAGGUACCUAUCAUCAUUUAGGACGAACGAUGGAAAUAUUAAAGAACGUUCACCUGAACCCAUUAAAUUCGGAAUAAACCGACUAGUAUCAAAAUCAGAAGACGAAGACGAAAAUGGCAACAAUAACAAUAACAACUCAAAAUCCUACAAAAGAGAAGAUAGUUACUACAGCGGAGACGAACGAUCAUCGCCGAAAUAUAACAACCACAGCAAAUGGGAACCAAACUCACCUAGACCGUCACCUAGUACAUCGCCAGAACUAGAAGUGGACUCUCCAAUUCAUUCGCGGUCGAAUUCUCCGUUUCAAAGACCUUCCUCGGUUACUGAGAUUCAGAAAAUAGAUGUAUCAAGUAAAAAAUCGGAAGCUUUUUCAGUUAGCGCGCUUUUAAGGCCGGACAAUCCUAAAAAAGUGGACAACCCUUGUAUUCAAGAAACGAUAUCAGUAACGAGGUCAUACCUUUACCCACCUUUCUUAGAUUUUGUUAAAGAUGCACAAUUAAAAUCGGCUCAAGAAUACACGUCGCAAUUCUUGCCAAGGCAUUUAGUACCAUCGGGAUUUUUUCCUUCUAGCCUUUAUCCCCAAAAAGAAGGCGAAGAAAGAAGUUUUUUACCCACCCCAACGUCCUUAUAUUUUAGCGCGAUGGCGGCUGCUAUGGCUUCGGGACAAUCUCAACCCGGUAGUUAUCCAGCGCCUCCUACUGCCGAAGAAUUAUACAGAUUGAGGCAUAGUUUUAUGAAUAAUUCUUCUGGAAUUCAUCCGCAUCAUCAUCAUUUCCUUAUGAGGCCGGGGAUGAUGCCUUUAGGAGAUGUUUAUUCUUGUAUUAAAUGUGAAAAAAUGUUUUCCACGCCGCACGGAUUGGAGGUCCACGCCAGAAGGUCUCAUAAUGGUAAAAGGCCUUUUGCUUGCGAGCUCUGCAAUAAAACGUUCGGACACGAGAUUAGCUUAAGUCAACAUAGAGCUGUGCAUAACGUAGAGAAAGUCUUUGAAUGUAAGCAGUGUGGGAAGACUUUCAAGAGGUCAUCAACUUUGUCAACGCAUUUAUUGAUACAUUCCGAUACGAGGCCUUACCCUUGUCAGUAUUGUGGUAAAAGAUUUCAUCAAAAAUCAGAUAUGAAGAAACACACCUAUAUUCACACUGGUGAGAAACCCCACAAGUGUACUGUUUGUGGUAAAGCAUUCAGCCAGUCAUCAAACCUAAUAACGCAUUCCAGGAAGCACACAGGCUUCAAACCCUUCGCCUGCGAUCUCUGCGGGCGGGCAUUCCAAAGAAAAGUGGACCUGAGAAGACACAAAGAAACCCAACACACAGAACUGCGACCCAUAGUCUCAUAGUGCCAGACAACCGGAAGUACUAAUUCUCUUCCGGUAGUCACAUAUUCCAAAGAUGUACAAAGUAACUUAUUAGAAGAGGGUAAGCUCUUGCAGCCAUUCCACGGUCAUGGCCAGAUUGGCAUCAAUUUGGAUCAAACUGGCCAAAUAGUUAGGCAUAACCAAGAGAUUGGACCAAGUGGUGGGUUAUUACCACCAAUGAGGUCAGUGUUGUCCAACAUUGGUUGGACUACAUAAAAAUAUACCAAAGACUCAGCCAAAUGUAGAAAAAUUUACCUACUACUGUACUGUACCGUUAUUUUAUUAUAACGUUAAAUAAUAGAAAAAACUAAAAAAAAAUUUAUUCAUAUUUUUAGGAUCUAAUAUACAGGGUGUCUCAUUACGAACGGCAAACAAAACAACUGAAUAUUCUCUAAUUAAAAAUAAGACGAUUAAACGAAGCAUUCUUACAUAAAUAAUUACAAGGUGUUAAAGUUGAAAAUUGAACAAUUAUUAAUGACUAUAAUUUAUUUAAUUCUUAGUACAAUAUUACUUAAUUCGGUAAACAUUGUUGGCAUCCUAAGAUACACUUAUCAGUAAAACAAUGAGUUACGUAAACUUUGCCAGUGGCGUACGCCAUGGAUAAGUAACACCUUCAUCUCUUCUAAAUUUUACGUCAUUAUCCAAAAACUUAUUUGGACUAUACUUUUAUAUUUCUUUAAACAAAUUGAGUACUCUUGUUGGGAACUUAUAAAGUGAUUGGUUUCAUCAUUAUAAUUAAUUCUAUAAUUUUAGAUUUUUUAUAAAAUUAUAGUUAGUACACGUUUUUAAUGUGAUAAAAUACACCUAUCAACAAAAAAAAUCAGUUGAAUAAACUUUGCCAGUGGCGUACAGCAUGACUAAGUAACCUUCAUCCCUUCUAGAUUUUACGCCACUUUCCAAAACCUAUACAUUUUUCAUUUUUUUUAUUUUUUUUUU